Messenger RNA from Knipowitschia caucasica, 309 nucleotides. The record is from the annotation of a GenBank genome assembly. NCBI's taxonomy places the organism in Eukaryota, Metazoa, Chordata, Actinopteri, Gobiiformes, Gobiidae.
AUGAACCAGAGUUUGGAGUCACAUCCUAAGGCAUGCAAAGUUUCUCCCAUGACUGUCUCUCCCCUCAAAACAGACUUCAGAUGCCACAACAGUUCGUUCCCCGUCAAUCCAAAGACCUCUGAAUCCUUUGUACCAGCAGAUCUGAUUAAGAGAAGUGUGGCUGAUGAUGAGAGGCGAGGACGCUCCCCAGAGGAAGGUGCGUGUGGUGGACGCCCAAUCCACCCAUUGCAGUCUCUCGCCGCAGUGGGACCCCCGAGGAACUCAAAGCGGCCGAGCCCACUCAUGCAGUUCACCUCAGCAAUCACAUGA